This is a messenger RNA of Ziziphus jujuba (common jujube), 1245 nucleotides long. RefSeq lists its product as uncharacterized. The coding region runs from base 175 to 1068 and encodes 297 amino acids. The transcript is spliced from 4 exons. The record is from RefSeq and is a predicted model, not a curated record. NCBI's taxonomy places the organism in Eukaryota, Viridiplantae, Streptophyta, Magnoliopsida, Rosales, Rhamnaceae.
CUUUCCAUUCUUAGCCACGCUCUUAUUAUCGACCAUCAACUCGCUUUAAAUACCAAGCUCCGCGCGCGUCGAUUCGACCGUUUCCGGCCACCGGAGUUCCGAUUUCCGGUUAUCCAGACAGCCUUCUCGAAGGGAAGAUCACCGUUUAAUCGAGCUUAGUUGUCAGAGGGACAGAUGUCUGCUGGACAGGAAGGAGUUCUUGGUCGGCCAAAGGCAGAGUGGACUCCAUCCCGUGAUGCUUAUUUGGUUGAGCUUUUCAUAGAGCAACACAAUUGUGGAAGAACAGCUUACAAUGAAUUCAAGAAUGAAGUGAUUAGAUCUGUUACACUUGAUUUUAAUAAGAAAUUUGGUUUGAAUUUAGAAGAGAACCAGAUAAAAAACCGUUACAAUGUGAUGAAGAAAGAUUUUGGUGUGGUUAAAACACUGCUUGGUCACACCGGAUUUGGUUGGGAUGAAAUUCGACAAAUGGUUGUGGCUGAUGACAAAGUGUGGGACAGUUAUAUUGCUGUAAGGAGUGAAGCAAGACCAUUUAGACGCAAGAGCUUUCCUCUUUAUAAUCAAAUGUCCAUUAUUUUUGAAGGAGAAAGAGCUACUGGGAAGCACCAAUUUCCCAAUGCAAUACACAUGGCAACCGAAGAGGGAAACAGUAACACCGAAACGGUUCGAUCUUCUGAGCCUACUAAUCUUCCUGCACAAGUGGUUGAUGGCACUGCGGAUUCAGAUUCAAUAAUCCGUAUAAACUACACACAACCUAGGAAGCGAAAAUCCGACGGUCCAACAAUGUCUAGUCGUAAAAAAAGAGCAUGCUAUAAGGUGGGGGAGAUAGUAGAGAAUGCAUUGUACGAUAUGUUCUCAGAAGCCAAUUUAAAAGGUGUGCAAAGGAUUGCAUUGAAUGAGAAAAACUUGUAUCAGAAAUGCCUGGAAGAGUUGCAAAAAUUGGAAGAUUUGGAUGACAUUGAGUUCACAAAAGCUGUAAAUGUUCUCAAGGAUGACAAAAAUGCAAUUGCAUUCAUGACCAUCAGAGGACCUCGGCGGUUAAUCUGGUUGAAGUCUCUAUGGCAAACUUAGUUAUUUUUCUAGAACACAAAUUGUAACAUGACCCAUUUAGCAUUAUGCCUCACUAAGUUUCUAACACAUCUUACAGAACUUGGUUAAGGUUUAUUUUCUGCUUCUUUUUACUUUCAUUUGUUAUUUGGAAGUAACAGAUCCUAUUUUAUAUGGAUAAGGUUUAUAUUCUAUUUUAUA